Molecule: messenger RNA, 1199 nt
Organism: Nerophis ophidion (straightnose pipefish)
Lineage: Eukaryota; Metazoa; Chordata; Actinopteri; Syngnathiformes; Syngnathidae
Gene: hoxd12a
Product: homeobox D12a
Biological process (GO): regulation of DNA-templated transcription
Molecular function (GO): DNA-binding transcription factor activity, RNA polymerase II-specific; sequence-specific double-stranded DNA binding
Source: RefSeq, a predicted model, not a curated record
UCGCAAAGAAGCGUGUGCGCGCAGCUCCAUGGCAAUGUGCGAACGGAACCCUCUGAAUCCGGGCUAUGUUGGACCUCUGUUGAAUUUGGCCCCGGGCCCCGAGUCGCUCUACUUGUCCAGCUUGCGCGGCAAUGGUGCGCACAUGGCCCGCGCUCACCACCACCACCACCACCACCACCUCGCCUACAACCGGAGGGCAGAGCUGUGCACGCUCCCGUGGUCCGCCGCGAGUCCGUGCACGCCGCCCCCGGUCGCUCCGCCGCCACAGAGCCGCGCCUUCGGAGCCUUCUGCCCGCCGUUCCGCUCCGGCUCGACCGCGCCUGUAAGCGACAACAACAUCAACAACAACAACCAACAUCAACAACAACAACAACAACAACAACAACAACAACCAUCACCUCCACCCGGCCAAGGCUGCCCAGGAGGAUCCUCCGCGUCCCCCGCCGCCUCUCGGUGUCUGCCGGGCCCCGAGCACAAGGCGCCCCCGUCGGCGGGACCUCAGCAGGUCUACGCCGGGGAGCAGCAGCACCAGCGCGGCUAUUUGGAGGCGCAGGACCGCGGGCACGGCUGUGCGGGCCAGCUGGAGCAGGAAUGUGCGGGUCGGCUUGACGCGAACAAGCCCGCGUCCGCGCUCAGCUGCAGCAGGUCCACGUUUGUUGAAGGUGGCGCCUGGUGCUCGUCCCACCUGACCAGGAGCAGGAAAAAGAGGAAGCCUUACUCCAAGCCUCAGUUGGCUGAACUGGAGAGCGAGUUCCUGCUCAGCGAGUUCAUCAACAGGCAGAAGCGCAAAGAACUUUCCGACAGACUGGACCUGAGCGACCAGCAGGUGAAGAUCUGGUUCCAGAACCGCAGGAUGAAGAAGAAACGACUCAUGAUGCGAGAACAAGCCUUUGGCCUGUAUUGAGGAGUCCAUAGGUACCAUCGUGUUUUUUUGGACCUCCAUUUAUUUAUACAAAAUAUAUGUGAAAUACUUCAUCUCCAUGACGUCAUCCACACUAAGCAAACAUGGACACCAGACAACAUUUCAGCCUCCAAAAUGAGGAUUUCAUGUAUUCCUGCUCUUGUUUCCUCCUCUCUAUUGCUGUCAAGUUCAUCUUUAUAUUAUAUAUAAAUAUAUGUGUAUAAAAGACAUAUGCAUGCAAGUAUAUUCUCAUUCUAAUGCUUUAGAAUUGUAAAUAAAUGGCUUUUUUUCAGCAUGA